Molecule: messenger RNA, 696 nt
Organism: Platichthys flesus (European flounder)
Lineage: Eukaryota; Metazoa; Chordata; Actinopteri; Pleuronectiformes; Pleuronectidae
Exons: 4
Coding region: 1-696 (231 amino acids)
Source: RefSeq, a predicted model, not a curated record
AUGCCCCCCCGCAAUGCAGCCAAGUCCAAAGCCGGCAGGAGUAAACGGGUGCCAACCGUCCCAGUGACCCCAGCUCCAACACAGGAGCUGGACACUACUCAUUGUCGCUUAACCCAGACCCAGUUGAAUAAUAUCUUGAUCAAGGAGGAAAGGGAUGAGACUGUGAAGGAAAUUAUGGAUGAACUGAUAAGCAAAGUCAUGGACGGCUGUUUAAAGGUGUAUGUCAUAAGCCAGCUAGAACCUUUUGCCGCAUGUUGGGCCAAGAACUACCUCACACAGAUUUUAGAGCAACAAAUCAUGUGCCCGGAUGAGGGAGAAGGACCAGAGGAAGCAUCUAAAACUGAAGACUCAGAGCCCAUGCCAUCACUCAUUGACUCCUGGGCUCAAGGAUGUGUGCCUGUUGUCAAUGCUCUGCCUCCAUUUUCUUAUCCUACUUCUGCACAACAGGAGGCUGACGCCGUUCAGGUCCCUGCACAAACAGGACCAGGAGACAACCAGCAAUGUGAUGCAAUGGCCCAAACAAAAAGCUCUCCAAAGCAACCUGACAGGGAAACAAGCCCCCGGAAACCUGUCAAUAACACAUUUGAUCACUCAUCCUUGCCUCGACAUGCCAUCUUUCCUGAGUAUGAGAUCAUUGAGAGUGACCAAACAAAACCCAAGCCCAAGAAACCAAGUCGAUUUUCCAAACUGGUGUAG